Molecule: messenger RNA, 1063 nt
Organism: Amoebophrya sp. A120
Lineage: Eukaryota; Dinophyceae; Syndiniales; Amoebophryaceae
Source: the annotation of a GenBank genome assembly
AUGUGUAUCGACUUACCCUUAACGAACUGGAGCGCCGUCGAGCAAACGUCGUUCCGAACAACGCCGGCGAAGUGGGUUAGCACCUCAAGCACGACAGGAGGUGGGCGCAGCGAUAUACUCGCCGCGGAUGAACAUGCGACAGUAGAGGCCACCCAGGCGACGGAGCUGGAAAGAAUUGGCGGAGCUCUUCACGAGAGCUGGCAAGUGGGUGAAGAAAAGCCGGCAUCGAACGCGACGAACACGAACUACACGAACAUGCCCAAUAACGAACCAGCGCAAGACGUAUCUGCGAAGAAUGUAGCCGAGCCGUCGGAGGACACGGACAUCCUCGCAGCAUCACUCCCAGGCGGGGAGAGCAACGAGGACGCGCAAGAAGUACACCUGCAGCGAGCCGGUAGGACGACCGAACAAUGUGAAGAUACCACCCCCGCUGCGCGGCACCAGAACAAGACCGCGCAGAGCCAGGAGAACGAGGGUCUUCAUCAGCAUGUAAUGUGCCUGAGGACCACACUUCUCAGCGUGGUUAUUGGUGUGACAGUCGUGGCUUGCUUCCUCUUGUUUACGUGCAGCCAGCAGAUGGGCCUCGCCUGCUGCGAGCUGGAGGACCAGGACCGGACCGACUCAGAAUAUUUAGCAGACGAGAUGAAACACGCACAGCCUGCACCGAAAAAGGCAAGCCCGGAUCCACCCAAAAGUAAAUUCCAGAAUCAAAUUCCGUACUCCGUGGGAAGCUCCGCGGUGCGGUCGAACAUAGAUUCCUCCUUCGUGCCAUUAACGGGGGAAAUAGAGAGCCCCUCUAUCAAGAACACGCCAGAAUUCGGCUCGAUCUAAGUAAAUAUUGCCGCCCAGCAAAAGUAUGCUUAUGCGCGUGCGCCUCGCACAUGUCGUACCCGUAUCUAUCAGUAGCUUCGCAUUCAUGCCCGCACUGUUGUAUUAGUAAGUCGUGAAUGGAAAUGCAUUCCGAAAAGACCAAAAGAGAAAAUCUACGACGAACUGCCCAUCUUAAUGGUAGUGUAUGCUCUGAAACCGUGGACGAGAAGGAGAUGAGAGCGCGCCGCUGGGA